Molecule: messenger RNA, 1314 nt
Organism: Penicillium pulvis
Lineage: Eukaryota; Fungi; Ascomycota; Eurotiomycetes; Eurotiales; Aspergillaceae
Product: ICE2 family protein
Exons: 3
Coding region: 1-1314 (437 amino acids)
Biological process (GO): septin ring assembly; endoplasmic reticulum inheritance
Cellular component (GO): perinuclear endoplasmic reticulum; cortical endoplasmic reticulum; endoplasmic reticulum membrane
Source: RefSeq, a predicted model, not a curated record
AUGUGGCUCUUUCGAGUCUUCUCGUCGGCCGUCUUCCUCGCCGUCACGGUCUCUUCCAUCCCUCUGGCCUUUGACGUGGGCGGGAAGACAUGUGGUCUGGCCUUCUCCCUAUCGCUCGCAACCUUCUACUUCCUCUUCUCGCUGUUGCGCCUCGCCACCCCUGAGCGCUCAUGGUUUCGCUCAUCGCUUGUCGCCGUCAUCCGCUCUACGCAAUGGAUUAUAAUUCCGAUCUUGUUGAUUUGGUCCCUGAAUCGGUUCUCGGUCGACCCGGAGAAUAGCAGUGGGUGGGUGGAGCGCACCUUCAGCGGGAACCGAGCCCAGGAUAGCUCCAUUCAGGAAUGGCUCUUCGGUCGGGAUGGCUUGGUCGAAACAGUCACUCUGGGUAACUGGGACCGACUUCUGCGAUGGUCCACACCUGUGUUCCAGCUAGCGGAGGGGUUCUGCAGUCUUUUGGUGAUCCAGGCCGCCGGCCAAAUCACCCGCUGGCUCGUGAACCGAGGCGGGCGCAGUGAUAGCUGGAUGAUCGGUCUGCUCGUUCUAUCGGCUACUGUGAUCUCUAGUUCCGUCUACUUCCUUUGGCGCGUUCUUCAGUUCCCCGAGAUUUCCAAUGUCGAUGCAGCUCUGAUCGGCGUCUCCAUUACUUGCGCGGUCAUUCUGUGCGCCUGGGGGAUAGGUAGUGGACGUGGAAACCCAGUGGAGAGCUCCUUGCUCUUCGCCUACAUCGUCCUCUAUCUUUACAGAUUACCAACCGUCAUACCCGGUCGAGCAAAUUCCGUCUCCUGCGCAAGCAGGCGACUUCCCCCGCUUCCGCCCAUUUUCAUGGCAUCAUACACCACUCUUAUGCACGCUUUGUCUCUACUACCCUCGAUCAUCCACGCCGCUUUCAACGUCAUCACGGCUGUCUUUAGCGCGGUCACUCCGUCAGUCUUGAUCUCUCUCGCAUACCGUCUCCUUGUGCUGUAUGCAUCAACACGUAUCAUUCCGGCGGUGCGUGAAUCCGGAGCCCGUGCGCUCUCCCAGGAGGCUUCUCUCGAAGACUCCGAUGCCGCUGGUCAAGUCCUGGCAUUCCUGAGCUACUUUUCGCCGUCGAUCCUCAUUGCUGUUUACACCAGUCUUCUGAUGCAGCAUUUCUCGUCCACCUCACAAGCAAUGGGAGGUGUUGGCGAAUGGUGGAGCACUCAAGGCGCAGGUGGAAGCAACCUCUGGCGCUGGAUCAACCUGGCCUGCACUACGGCAUUAUAUGCAGUUGAGCUUUGGCUUGGGGAACAUAACGAUCUUGACAAUGGGCUGACUGGCCAUUGGAAGACCGAUUGA